Messenger RNA from Miscanthus lutarioriparius, 399 nucleotides. The record is from the annotation of a GenBank genome assembly. NCBI's taxonomy places the organism in Eukaryota, Viridiplantae, Streptophyta, Magnoliopsida, Poales, Poaceae.
AUGGGGGUGCAGAGCAGCGAAGGCCAGGUGAUGCUCUCCUCCAUCGCCCUGCUGCAGCAGAGGUUCAAGGAGCUGGAGAGGAUUAGGGAGAAGCGGGAGGAGAGGCUUCUCCACGUGCUCGCCCCCUGCCCUGCGGCCACCGCCUCCCCGAGGGAGAUGCCCGUGAAGUGGUUCUUCCACCCGGAGCUGCUCUACCCGUGCAGGCCGCUGCGUGACACCACUGCCGUUGUCGCCGCCGCCUCCUUAUUCCCGGCCGUGCCAACCACUGUCUUUGAAUGUAAAAGCUUCCAGCUCCACGGCGAUAGCAACCCCAUCGCGGUGGAGCUGUGGCCUAGUAAGACCUACAACUACAAACAUGUCUCUGGUGAAGCCGACGUCGACACCUCGCUGCACCUCUAG